ACAACAAGAAGAACAAACAGAGACAGAAACAGGAACAGAAGAGAGAUGGGUGUGAUGGAGAAGCUCAAGAUGUUCGUCGUACAAGAGCCUGUUGUCGCUGCUUCUUGUCUCAUCGCCGGCGUUGCUCGUUGAAGCUACGUUGGUCUUGGUUCUGUGCCCCAAGUUCAUCGCUUUUUGUUUAUUUAGGCAUUGUGAAAUGUUGUAGUGACCACUUAGCCCCAAGAAGAAAUCUUAAGGCCUUGGAUUACAUUUUGUGUUGGUGUUUGUUCGGUAGCUUCGGCCUAGGAGAGUGAUGAGAUGCUAAUAUGGCCUCAACAUUGAGCCCUAGAUUCGGCAAACUCAUUUGGUAAUCGUACUGAACAACACAGAUGAUGGGUACUUGGGAGUAUAGGGUGAUUAAGACUGAGGAAUUUGUAGUUGGGGAAACUGAGAUAAAGCCGAUGGUUGCUUUGAGAUAUUUCUUUUUAGCCAUCUUUGCACCAAGAUAAGGGUUCCUUGAGAAAACAGGAAGGUGACAUGAUCUAUUGAAUGUAAAUCCAAAGAGGCUGUGAACCUCUCACCAUUUUUUUUUCCUCAUGCACAACUCACUCUUUCUUUCUUACUCACAAACUCAUUCUCUCUUUACACACCACUCAUCUUGUUUCUAUUUUUUUAGCUCUAUUGCCCUUCUCUCACAGGCACAGCCUCAGACAAAGCUCCCAUCUUUUUCUUUACCAUUUAACUUACAAAAGAAAAAAGGACUUUUUCUGGAGUAUAUAAUUUGACAAACACUAUUCUUAUUCAAUCUUAGAGCUUCGGUGUUUCAAGGUUUUUGGUUUUAUAACUGACUUUUGCUAGACAUCUCGCAUUUUUCUUUUUAGGAUGUUCCUAUAGUCUUUUUUUUUUUUCUUUUUUUAUUUGCACUUUCUUCUAAGGGUUCAGAGGCAUUUGGCCAUAAAAUUCAAACCAAGUCUUGAAUCUUCAUAUGAAACGGGAGACUAAGAUGAAGCAACCAAGCAAAGACCAGGAUACAAGUUCCACCAAGAGAAUUCGUAUCAUAUGUGAUGAUCCCUAUGCCACUGAUUGUUCGAGUGAAGAUGAUGCAGAUUAUAAUGUUAAGAAAAACAGAUCAGUGUGUAAUAAGCGCGUUGUUUCAGAGAUUUUGGUUGAGGAUGCCCAAUGUGAAUCAUCUGCAAAGAAUUCAUUCAAUUGCAAUACCUAUGACACCAAAUUUGGUAAUUGUAUGGAUAUUGAUGACAGUGAGAAAACUCGAAGAUGUGGUACCGAAUAUAAGGGAGUUCGGCGUAGAAAAUGGGGAAAGUAUGUAGCGGAGAUUCGAGAUCCAUUUCAAAAGACUAAAUUAUGGCUUGGCACUUUUACUACUGCAGAGGAGGCUAAUAUGGCUUAUCAGACAAAGAAGGCCGAGUUUGAUAACAGAAGGUUAUUGCAAGAGACUAAGAGUAAUCUUAAAAAGUUGCAAGCAUCAAACAAGGCCAAGGGAGUGUGUGAGACCAAGCGUAAUUGUAUUGAUGUUGAUGACAGUGAGAAAACUAGAAGAUGUUCUACCAGGCGGCGUACAAAAUGGGGAGCGUAUGCAGCGAAGAGUCAGGAUUUAUCAGCUGAUGCUGCUAUUGAAACUGUCUCAUUCAGUUGCAAUACCUAUGGCACCAAAUUUGGUAAUUGUAUGGAUGUUGAUGAAAGUGAGAAAACUCAAAGAAUUAUUACCAAAUGUAAGGCAGUUCGGCGUACAAAAGGGGGAAAGUAUUCAGCGCAGAUUCGAGAUCCAUUUCGAAAGACUAGCGUAUGGCUUGGCACUUUUACUACUGCAGAGGAGGCUUUUUUGGCUUACCAGAAAAAGAGGGUCAAGUUUGAUAACAGAAGGUUAUUGAAAAAGACCAAGAGUAAUCUUAAAAAGUUGCAUUUAUCAAAAAAGGCCAAGGGAGAGUGUGAGACCAAGCGUAAUUAUGAACACAAUCUUUUAUCAGAGGAGAGUCGGGAUUUAUCAGCUGAUGCUGCUAUUGAAACUGUUUCAUAUGAAGACACCAAAAUUGUGUCUUCUCAUCCAUCACUGUCAUCUGUGCUUGAUAUUUCUAGAGCAGCACUAAAUAUUGGACUCAGAAAGAGGGAUGAACAGUCCACUUUGGAGGUGUCUGGACGAGAAGCCCCUGUGCCACCAUAUGUUCAAGAAGAACAAUGCAACUUGAAGGUUUCUGAAAAGCCAACACUGCUACCAGCAGUACAGUUGAAUGUUGGGUUUGUGGAUAAUUACAUGCUUGAGUGUUUGGAUCGGUAUUUUGUUGGUCUGACUGACAUAGUUGAUUAUCCAGCGUGCGAUGAUGUGAAUGGGACUCUUCCUUCCUGCUGUGGUGAGGCCAAUGUUAGAUUCCUUUGAAGCUUCUAAGCAAGUCCCUCAGCCAGCUUUAAGUGAUGUGGUUGCAGGUAUGACGGGUAAAAAAUAGAGGCGAUAUGAUUCCUCGAUACGAGUGACAAUUAAUGAAACCCCGUUUCCCAUUUUCAUGAGCAAUGUAAUAAGCUUGACAAUCUUGGAGAGGCACCUUGAAUCAUCCUCUAUUUUUUUUGUAGGCAUAUGAAUGGUUUUUAUUACC
Molecule: messenger RNA, 2585 nt
Organism: Fragaria vesca subsp. vesca
Lineage: Eukaryota; Viridiplantae; Streptophyta; Magnoliopsida; Rosales; Rosaceae
Exons: 4
Coding region: 965-2371 (468 amino acids)
Biological process (GO): regulation of DNA-templated transcription
Molecular function (GO): DNA binding; DNA-binding transcription factor activity
Source: RefSeq, a predicted model, not a curated record